Rosa chinensis is the source of this 700-nucleotide messenger RNA. RefSeq lists its product as uncharacterized. The record is from RefSeq and is a predicted model, not a curated record. Bases 67 to 549 code for a protein of 160 amino acids. Lineage: Eukaryota; Viridiplantae; Streptophyta; Magnoliopsida; Rosales; Rosaceae. The transcript is spliced from 2 exons.
AAAAGAAAAAAUAUCUGCUCGAGAAACAAAAGAAAGUUACAGAGAAGUAACUUAGCAGUAGCAACAAUGGCAGCCAGCAAUGUCAUCUUCAACAUCUCGAGGUCACCGUUAACUCAAUCCCCGGCUUCACACUCUCUCAGUCCCUCUCUCAAAACCUCCAGGGUUUGCUUUACCUCCGCUUCCAAAUUCUCCAAGAGUCGAAAUGCAGCGGAAAUGAAUAAUGACUACUCAAGUUCCCGCCGGGCGUAUGACGGAAAGGACUGGUGUACCAAAGCAAAGCCAACCAUGGAAGAAGAUGUCGAAGAUGACAAGCCACUCUUGGAGAAAAUUAAGGGGGCAGCGACGGACUACGCGGAAGAAACGAUGGAGAACGUAAAAGGAGCAUCGGAGACUAUAUCAGAGACGACCAAGGAGUAUGCAGAUGAUGCAAAGGAGAAGACAAACGAGGCAGCGGAGACUAUAGCGGCCAAGGCGGAGGAGGGGACUAACAAGGUGGCGGAGCCGGAGACGACGGAGAGUGACAGUGAGAAUGUCAAGGAGAGUCAGUGAGAAGGUCAAGGAGACGGCAGAGAAUAUAUAAUUUGAACUUGUGAUCAACAUAUUUAUACAUAUGGAUACAUAAGCUUAGCUGCUAGCGCUUACAGUUGAAUAAGCAAAGUUAAAGCUUUUGGCUAAUACUAGAAUUACAAAGUUAAAGCAA